GAAGAAGAGUGAAGACAGGAGCUCUCUUGCUUGUUUUUGUUGCCAAACAUGAGUGAGGAACAGGAUCCAAAAGCGGUGCAGCGGAACCCCUCGUCAUCUGUACCUCCUUCAACAACGCCCACCAAGGUUGCCGGAGAAAUCAGCAGCAACGGCGGCAAUAGCAGCAACGCUGGUUGGGAGCAAAAGAUCCGUUAUCCAAAUCGACCAGAUAUAACGAACCCAGACCCUGCAACAUUGAGGGAUCAAUGGAGGUUCGCAAUCAGGCAAUACAGCAAAUGGUAUUCCCACGCAUGGGGUACUGCAAUCUUAGCUGGUAUUUCUUUCUUCGCUCUUGGAUGGAUCGUUAAGGGCUCCAAUCCUCUCCCCUCCAAGAAAGACGAACAUCCUCCACCUUCCCCAUCAUCCGCCGACAAUCGAUGAUGAUGAUUUCACCAUUUUGAUAUUACAACUGUUUGAUGCCCUAACUUCUAUCUUUCCUUCCCCCUCUCCUCUUGAUAGCUGUAUAUGUUUUGGUGUUUGAAUUUUUCUCUACUGUAUUUGCGUGAUUGGGGAAUUUCUCUGUUGAGGUUGAACAAUUAGAUCAAAUCUUAGAAUUCAUUGCCGCUCCUCCUUCCUGAAAGGAGUU
Molecule: messenger RNA, 625 nt
Organism: Telopea speciosissima
Lineage: Eukaryota; Viridiplantae; Streptophyta; Magnoliopsida; Proteales; Proteaceae
Exons: 1
Coding region: 49-420 (123 amino acids)
Source: RefSeq, a predicted model, not a curated record